Molecule: messenger RNA, 1533 nt
Organism: Brassica napus (rape)
Lineage: Eukaryota; Viridiplantae; Streptophyta; Magnoliopsida; Brassicales; Brassicaceae
Exons: 1
Coding region: 278-1024 (248 amino acids)
Source: RefSeq, a predicted model, not a curated record
AUAAGGAUACUACUUUUGUCUCUUAAGUCUCUAACUUUGAACCCCAAAUAAGUUCAAAAGUCAACGGUCUUCCCAAAUAAGUUCAGAUGUCAACGAUCUUCAAUAAUACACAAUGAAACAUUCUUAAUUAAUUAGCGAAACCGCAUGAUACAGCGACUUUGGCUAAUUAAUAAUCGAUCAAACCAAUGCAUAGCAUUCUUCACAUUAUGCUCUUUUGAUAUAUAUACCUCCACAUCCUUGUCCCACCAAACAACUAAAACCAGACUCAACAUUCUAUAUGGCUUCAAGAAAACCAAAGGCCAAAGCGGUUAAUCGUCAAUCCGUGAGGCACCAGAGUCACAGCCAUCCAUUGCGUGUCUUUAAAGCCAAAGAAGACGGUGAGACAGUUUGCUCAGGAUGCGAGCUCGAGCUGACCGGGCAAGCUUUCAAGUGCACAAAGUCCGAUUGCGAUUACUUAUUGCACAAGUCAUGUUUCGACCUUCCUGGUGAGACCAGUCACAAGUCUCACCAGGACCACCCUUUGAACUUGCUUUAUUCCCCACCAGAUGACGAAUCCGUCUACACUUGCAACGCAUGUGACCAGUACGGUUCUGGAUUCACUUACCAUUGCUCUAACUGCAAGUACAAUCUCCAUGUGGGAUGUGCGUCUCUCCCUGAAACCGUAGAGCGCGAAGAUCAUGAACAUCCACUCAUUCUUCUUUAUUGCACAUCGUGUAAAGGUCGUGAAGACACGGCCUUCAUUUGCAGCGUUUGCGAAGAGACCGUUUUGGAAGAUCUAUGGGUGUAUUACUGCAGAGAAUGUGACUAUGGAACACAUGUAUAUUCAUGUGCGGCAUACGAAGAUCAAGAAUCAAAUGAGGAGGAAGAAGGAGAAGCUAGUACUUCUCCAGCUUCUAGGAUAAAGUCGUUGAUGAAGGCUCAGGACGAGAUGGCAGCUAUGCAGCUAGAGGCACGUAUUAUGAAUGAUGCGAACGAGGCUGCGCUUGAUCUUUGGGAUCAACCAAAGCGGAGAUACUAUUGGUGAUCAACAAGGAAUUGAAGGAUAAUAUAUAUAAUUUUAUAAAUAAUAUAUAUGAAAUUGUGUGAUUGUUUCUUUCUUUGAUAAAGUUUAUUUUCAGAAUAAAAACCAAUAGAUAGAAGACAUAUCUCUUUCUUGUUUGGUUCUUGUUUAUUUGUGGGUGUGUGUUUUUUGUAAAGUUGUGUGUAUGUUGUUUAAGUCGCAAUAUAAUUUUCCUUGCUUUUUUUUUAAAGCUGGUUGCAUUUAUAUUGGUCCAACCAUUUACAGAUUCUGAAGAUAUAUUCUUACAUUUAUAUCUUACAACAUUAUUUUACUUGAUAAAAAUAAAGAAACAAAAUUUGGAAAUUACUGACUUGAUGUUAUUGAUCAAAGAUAUGGAAAAUGAUGAUUUUACUAAAGAGAAAUUUAGUUGAAUUAGUCAAAGAUAAUAUAAAAUUUUUACGAAACUACUGAAAUUGUGAUACCACAUAAGGGGUCGAUUUUUAAUUUAUAUUUGCAUUACAAAAUUAUUUGUU